Messenger RNA from Anisakis simplex (herring worm), 513 nucleotides. The record is from the annotation of a GenBank genome assembly. Lineage: Eukaryota; Metazoa; Nematoda; Chromadorea; Rhabditida; Anisakidae.
UUUUUGAACAAUCAAGUUUUUACGUUAAGGUUCCAACUUACAGGUAAAACGUGUCUGUUGAUCGUUUUUAGUAAGGAUCAAUUUCCUGACGUCUACGUGCCAACUGUUUUUGAGAAUUAUGUGGCCGAUAUUGAAGUUGAUGGAAAGCAGGUAGAGCUAGCUCUGUGGGAUACAGCAGGACAAGAGGAUUACGACAGACUUCGACCACUGAGUUAUCCUGAUACGGAUGUCAUCUUGAUGUGCUUCAGCAUUGAUUCACCGGAUUCACUUGAGAAUAUCCCUGAAAAAUGGACACCCGAGGUUCGUCAUUUUUGUCCAAAUGUGCCGAUAAUAUUGGUUGGCAAUAAGAAGGAUUUACGGAAUGAUCCACAAACGAUUAACGAACUGAAAAAGAUGAAGCAAGAACCGGUACGUCAAGAACAGGGGCGAGCGAUGGCCGAACAGAUAGGCGCGUUUGCUUACUUGGAAUGCUCUGCAAAGGCGAAGGAUGUAAGUGCCGAAAGCAUACUUUGA